Phalaenopsis equestris is the source of this 1759-nucleotide messenger RNA. Its product is annotated as hexose carrier protein HEX6-like. The record is from RefSeq and is a predicted model, not a curated record. The transcript is spliced from 3 exons. Gene Ontology annotation, molecular function: monosaccharide transmembrane transporter activity. The coding region runs from base 52 to 1668 and encodes 538 amino acids. Gene Ontology annotation, cellular component: membrane. NCBI's taxonomy places the organism in Eukaryota, Viridiplantae, Streptophyta, Magnoliopsida, Asparagales, Orchidaceae. Gene Ontology annotation, biological process: monosaccharide transmembrane transport.
AAAGCAAGGUAAAAACUCAUUCCGAAAGUCAGGAGAAAUCCAUACCAUCCAAUGGCGAUAAACGACUCUUCUUCUUCUCCCCCUCCGGCGAAACUUGUCACUAACGGCAAACCCGACCGCCGGCCGGAAGCCUUCGAAGGAAAUGUGACUUCCUUCGUUGUCCUGUCCUCCAUUGUAGCGGCCUUCGGAGGGAUCCUCUUCGGCUACGACAUCGGAAUAUCGGGCGGAGUGACGGCGACGGCCUCAUUUCUGAAACGGUUCUUCCCCCAUGUGUAUCAUCAGAUGCAGACGGACAAGCACGUCAGCAAUUACUGCAAAUUCAAUAGCGAGAUUCUGACGACUUUCACGUCCUCGCUCUACAUCGCCGGUCUAUUGGCAUCCCUAUUUGCCUCGCGGAUUACAGAGAGAUACGGCCGCCGGGCGUCGAUGCUCGCCGGAGGUGCCCUGUUUCUGGUCGGUUCGGCGGUCGGAGGAGCUGCGAUGAAUGUGCAGAUGCUUAUCUUGGCACGGAUUUUGCUUGGAUCUGGCAUCGGUUUCACCAAUCAGUCCAUUCCACUCUACCUAUCCGAGAUGUCGCCGCCGAAAUACCGAGGAGCCCUCACCGGCGGCUUCGAUAUCUGCGUCAGCUUCGGAAUCCUCGUCGCCAACCUCGUCAACUACGGAACCCAAAAAAUCAAAGCCGGCUGGGGCUGGCGUAUCUCCCUCUCCCUCGCCGCCUUCCCUGCCCUUCUCCUCUUCAUCGGCGUCCUCUUCCUCCCCGAAACUCCCACCAACAUAAUCCAGCGACAUGGCGGCGAUCUCCGAGAAGCCCGCCGCGUGCUUCAAAAGAUCCGCGGCACAGAAAACGUCGAAAAGGAGCUGCAAGACCUCGCAACGGUCGUAACCAAUGCCUCCAAAGCCGCGGAGGAAGAAAGCCCCUUUCGUCGCAUAUUUCGAAGAAACUACCGCCCCCAUCUCGUAAUGGCUCUGUUCCUCCCCUUCUUUCAGCAGGUCACCGGCAUCAAUGCCGUGAACUUCUACGCCCCUGUUAUGUUCCGCACCAUCGGGCAGAAGGAGAGCGCUUCCCUCAUGUCCGCGGUGAUCACGCGAUGCAUCUCCUUGACGUGCACGGUUGUGGCGUCGCUGUGGUUGGUGGACAGAUAUGGUCGGCGGCCUCUGUUUCUCACCGGCGGACUGGUGAUGUUUAUGGCUCAUGCGGUGCUCGGCGGGCUUCUGGCGGCGGAGCUACAUGAUCAUGGUUCGGUGCCUACUACCAUCGCUUACCUGGUGCUCGUAAUGGUCUGUGUUUUCGUGGGGAGCUACGGGUGGUCAUGGGGGCCGCUUGCGUGGCUGGUGACCAGCGAGAUCUUUCCUCUGGAGAUAAGGUCGGCUGGGCAGAGUAUUCAGGUGUCGGUGAACUUUCUCAGCACUUUUGCGGUGGCGCAGAGCGUGCUGGAGAUGCUGUGCAAUCUAAGAUUUUCAACUUUCUUCCUGUUCGCCGGAUUUGUUAUGCUAAUGACAUCGUUUGUGUUUUUUCUGGUGCCGGAGACGAAGGGCGUGCCGUUGGAUCAUAUGAUGGAGAUUGUUUGGAGUAAGCACUGGUAUUGGAAGAGGUUUGUGGUUUCUGGCAGGGGCGGCGAGGAGGUAGAAGGAAGAAUAAAGGAUAAGAACACCGAUGUUCUGAUAUGAAGGAUUUAGGGUUUGCUGGUGAAAAAUUCUUGGACUUGUGUUAAGUUUCUAGGCUUAUUUACAUAUUUUAUAACAAUUUAAUGUUAAUGCC